Alternaria conjuncta is the source of this 468-nucleotide messenger RNA. RefSeq lists its product as uncharacterized. NCBI's taxonomy places the organism in Eukaryota, Fungi, Ascomycota, Dothideomycetes, Pleosporales, Pleosporaceae. The record is from RefSeq and is a predicted model, not a curated record. The coding region runs from base 1 to 468 and encodes 155 amino acids. The transcript has 2 exons.
AUGGGCGCGAGAUCGGAUUACACUCAGGGCAUCGAAAAAUCAGAUUCGACUGAUGCCAACACCAACGCCAACGUCAACAGAAACCACGUCGACCCAGACGAGACACCACCAAUCUACUACGACGCCGAACCAUCAGCGCAGCCACCAAGAUACCCUGAUAAGCAGUCCACUUCUUCUACAGAACCGCAAAAAGGGCCUUUGUCACGACCUACACCCUCAAAUGCGCACCGCAGCAGCGGCGCACCCGCAAUCCUUGGGUCUGAAUACACCGAUCUAGAUGCUCAGCGACGAGCAGACCGUAAGAAGAAAACCCUUCGCGAGCGCUGGAAUGAUUUCAAAGAGAGGAAUUUUGGCGACUAUGAUCUUACUGAGGACAGGGCUGGAGCGGCGAGUGCGGCUGAGUGGAAUGUGCAGGGUGGGAGGCUGAAGGGAGGAAUGACGAGUCCGUAUCGGAAGAAGGGAAAGUAG